GCCCCGUCUCAACGAGAAACCCGCGCGCGCCCCGACAAAAAUUCGCGGUGGCCUACCAGCGAUUUCGCUUCACUGCAGUCCGUCUACCGAAUGGCCGCGGCGGCGCGGCCCGUCGACGUCGUCCGCCACUUCCCGUGCUCCUCCUCGGUCGCCGCCUCCUCCUCCUUGCUGCUGUCGCGCUCCAAGUCCAGGCUCGCGUCUCCUGCGGCGGCGGCGGCGAGCUCCAUGCGGCGAAGGCUUGUGCUCGGCGUGGGCGCCGCCGCCGCCCCGGCCGUGGCGGCGCUCGCGGCCUCGGCGACGCCCGCGGCGCUGCGGGACUGCGCCGCCACGCUGCUCAUCACCGCGGGCGCGUACUCCCUGGUGCGCGCCUUCGACGGGCUCACGGCGCGGCGGCUCAUCGAACAGAACCUGAGCAGAAAAAUUGUGCAUGUGCUCUCCGGAGUCCUGUUCAUGUCUUCCUGGCCACUAUUCAGUAAUUCGACAGAAGCACGGUUCUUCGCGGCAAUUGUCCCGUUGCUGAACUGCAUAAGGCUUCUGACCUACGGGCUCCGCCUUUCCACUGAUGAAGCUCUAGUAAAAUCGGUGACCCGUGAAGGAAAACCAGAGGAAUUGCUGAGAGGUCCUCUGUACUAUGUCAUUGUGCUGCUGGUCAGUGUUUUGGUCUUCUGGCGCCAGUCUCCUAUUGGGAUUGUUUCGUUGUCGAUGAUGAGUGGUGGUGAUGGCUUUGCUGACAUUGUUGGGAGAAGGUAUGGCUCCGCGAAGCUGCCAUUCAAUGAGAACAAGAGCUGGAUAGGAAGCAUCUCAAUGUUCAUUUCUGGCUUCCUUCUAUCUGCACUGAUGCUGUUCUACUUCUCUUGCCUUGGUUACUUCACUGUCUGCUGGGAUCUGGCACUUGGUAAACUGGCUCUUGUUGCAUUAGCAGCUACUGUAGUGGAGUGUAUUCCUGUCAAUGAUGUUGUGGAUGACAAUAUCUCCGUUCCUUUGGCCACCAUGUUGGCAGCCUAUCUGUUAUUUGGCUACAGUUCAUGUUGUUGAGACUAUAAAAUUUCUCCCUUUUGCUUUUCAUGUCCUGAAUUUGGUACUGCCAAACAUCAUAGAUUGGAUCUCUUUCUGUUGAAUCAAAAGGUAUUUUGCUCA
This is a messenger RNA of Oryza sativa Japonica Group (Japanese rice), 1137 nucleotides long. NCBI's taxonomy places the organism in Eukaryota, Viridiplantae, Streptophyta, Magnoliopsida, Poales, Poaceae. The record is from RefSeq and is a predicted model, not a curated record.